Messenger RNA from Seriola aureovittata, 1506 nucleotides. RefSeq lists its product as uncharacterized. Gene Ontology annotation, molecular function: nucleic acid binding. The transcript has 3 exons. The coding region runs from base 1 to 1506 and encodes 501 amino acids. The record is from RefSeq and is a predicted model, not a curated record. Lineage: Eukaryota; Metazoa; Chordata; Actinopteri; Carangiformes; Carangidae.
AUGAAUUCUGCUCUCUACCAGAAAAUCCUGAAGGAGAAUGUCCGGCCAUCAGUUCGUGAUCUUAAGUUCAAGCGCACUUGUGUUACGCAGCAGGACAAUGAUCCGAAGCACACCAGCAAGUCCACCUCUGAAUGGCAAUGGAUGAUUUUGGCAGCUGGGAACAUCGAUGUAGACACAGUCAGAAUGCUGUCCGAAACCUGUAAAGAGAUUUUGGACGCAUUGACCGUCUUAAUCAUGGACGUUGUGGGACCUCAGGUCCGUGCCCGGGUACAGGAGAACAACGGCUUACCCAUUAUGCUUCACGAACGAUGCAUGAAUUAUUACUGUGUGACGGAGGACGAUAUCCACGCCACCCUCGGGGAUUCUGUUCACCUGAGCUUUGUUGAGACACUUGGAAUCAAUCAGGACCCGUCCAUAACCAACCAACUGAGUGACUUGUUUGCAGUAGAGAUCACGCGUCAGGUGAACGGAAAACUGGCUCUCAUCAAAGGGGAAGAAUCUUUGACAGAGCAAGAGGAGCCUGAACAUCAGCCAGAAAUACCUGAAUCUGAUCUGAAGAAUAUGGUUUACCUGAUUGCACUGAUACUGAAACGUGGAACAGAAAACCCUGAGUCACCAAAAGAACAAGAGUGUUCGGACAGUAGCAGCCCAGACAUUCGCUCAUCAGGCGAGGAAAAAGAGUUGCAUGACUUCAAUGAGGAGGAUAACACCAUCCAAUCAGCUGGCAUUUCACCAGGGGAGUCACUCGAUGCCAUCAGUAACUUCUCAGAGGGUUCCUGUCAAGACAACAUGACGACGAUUCAGAAUGUCACUAAGGAUCAAACAGACAACUCAGCAUCACAGUAUAACUGUGAGGGCCACUAUCCAGGCAAGGUGACGGAUGUUGACUUGAGUGACGACGACGCCACUAUUGAAUCACUCAGCGUUACACCAGAGAGGCAAAGCGCAGACCUCUCAGAUGAGUUUCCACAGCGAGACAAGACCUUUCUCAUCGUGUUUCUUGGGAAACUGGUGGAACACACCGCUGACUCCACCAGGACAUCAAUAUACGACGUGGACAUCGACGGGAUUUUGACAGGUCUGAGAGACAGGACUGGGGGAAAAUUACAUUUCACUCUCCCAAAGAAGGUUGGAAAGACCCACAUCCCCGUUUAUAGGAAGCUUUGUCGGGAGUUUGGAUCUGCGAGGCGGCUGCAGGCUGCCAUGGCGUCCAAUGACGUGACUUUUGAGGACACCUUGGUGAAGAUUUUGAAAGCACAGCUGCAGAAGUCUUCAGGAGAAACCAGCAGCUUCAUGGAGAGAGGGAGGAGGUUAUUCCACAGAAGAAACACUAGAGUUACUCCUUUCUAUGAGGGGAGUGACAAACCAGCGUCUCACCUUGAGGUCAUCGACUCCCCGCUUCCAAACACCAGGAAGCGACCCGCCAUCAUCAGGAUGUUCUCCUUCAUGGCCAAGACUCUGAGGAAGCCCUUCAACUCCUGCAUCAAUGGCUCACAGGAUGACUAG